CAAGCACUAGGACCUUGCGGAAUCCAGAUCGCUAUGGCUUCUCCAUUCACCACCCGCGUCCAGUUGCUACUUCUGCAGACUGUAGGCUUUCUCAUUGGCCUAGUAGGCCGAGCGGCUCUAGCUUUAGGCAGUCCUAAAUUUGACUCAAGGACCACCCGUCCAGUGACCGAACCUUUGCUCCUUCUUUCCGGGGUGCAAUUGGCCAAGCUGAUCAGACAAAGAAAGGUUAAAUGUAUAGAUGUCAUUCAGGCUUAUAUCAACAGAAUCAAGGAUGUGAACCCAAUGAUCAACGGAAUUGUCAAAUAUAGGUUUGAAGCAGCUGAGAAGGAGGCUCAUGCUGUAGAUCAAAAGCUAGCUGACAAGCAGGAAGAUGAAGCCACACUAGAAAAGAAAUGGCCCUUCCUUGGGGUUCCUUUGACAGUAAAGGAAGCAUUUCAGCUACAAGGAAUGCCCAAUUCCUCUGGCCUUGUGAACCGUCGUGAUACCAUUUCAAAAACAGAUGCCACUGUGGUGGCAUUACUGAAGGAAGCUGGUGCCAUUCCCCUUGGCAUAACCAACUGUAGUGAGUUGUGCAUGUGGUAUGAAUCUAGUAACAACAUCUAUGGUCGCUCCAACAACCCAUAUGAUUUACAACAUAUUGUAGGUGGAAGUUCUGGUGGUGAGGGCUGCACCCUGGCUGCUGCCUGUUCAGUGAUUGGUGUGGGCUCUGAUAUUGGUGGCAGCAUUCGCAUGCCAGCUUUCUUCAAUGGCGUUUUUGGACACAAACCUUCCCCAGGUGUGGUUCCCAACAAGGGUCAAUUUCCUGUGGCUGGGGGAGCACAGGAGUGGUUUCAGUGCACAGGUCCAAUGUGCCGUUAUGCUGAAGACCUUACCCCCAUGCUGAGGGUCAUGGCAGGACCUGGAAUCAAAAAGUUAAAACUAGAUGCAAAAGUAUAUGUGAAGGACUUGAAAUUUUACUGGAUGGAACAUGAUGGAGGCUCAUUUUUAAUAUCCAAGGUGGACCAAGAUCUCAUUCAAGCACAGAAAAAGGUUGUAGCUCACCUUGAAGGUGUUCUAGGAGCCUCGGUUCAACAUGUUAAACUGAAGCAAAUGAAGUAUUCUUUUCAAUUGUGGAUCACCAUGAUGUCAGCAAAAGGACACGAUGGGGAGGAACCUGUGAAGUUUGUGGAUCUGCUUGGUGAUCAUGGGAAGCCUAUCAACCCUCUGUGGGAAUUGAUCAAAUGGUGCCUGGGUCUGUCAAUGUACACCAUCCCUUCUAUUGGGCUGGCUUUGUUUGAGGAAAAGCUCAAAUAUGAAAAUGAGAAAUAUAAAAAGUUUAAGGCUGUAGAAGAAAGUCUGCAUAAAGAGCUGGUGGAGAUGCUAGGUGAUGAUGGUGUUUUCUUAUAUCCCUCACAUCCCACAGUGGCUCCAAAGCAUCAUGUUCCUCUAACAAGGCCUUUCAACUUUGCUUAUACAGGUGUCUUCAAUGCCCUGGGUUUGCCUGUGACUCAGUGCCCACUGGGUCUGAAUGCCAAAGGUCUUCCUCUAGGCAUUCAGGUUGUGGCUGGACCAUUUAAUGAUCACUUGACAUUGGCUGUGGCCCAGUAUUUUGAGAAAAGUUUUGGGGGCUGGGUCUGCCCUGGAAAAUUUUAGGAGGACAUUCUCCAAGGUCAAGGUGUGUGUAUAUGUCCUUGUAUCUACUGAUUGUGUGAGACCAAGCUCCAGCAGGCUAGUAGAAAUAAAAAGAAUUCAUUCUCUUU
Molecule: messenger RNA, 1739 nt
Organism: Lepus europaeus (European hare)
Lineage: Eukaryota; Metazoa; Chordata; Mammalia; Lagomorpha; Leporidae
Gene: FAAH2
Product: fatty acid amide hydrolase 2
Exons: 11
Coding region: 34-1632 (532 amino acids)
Source: RefSeq, a predicted model, not a curated record